Molecule: messenger RNA, 2013 nt
Organism: Haplochromis burtoni (Burton's mouthbrooder)
Lineage: Eukaryota; Metazoa; Chordata; Actinopteri; Cichliformes; Cichlidae
Product: T-cell surface antigen CD2-like
Exons: 5
Coding region: 66-881 (271 amino acids)
Source: RefSeq, a predicted model, not a curated record
GGCAGGCAUACCUUCCAAAAAAGUGUGACACGAUUCCAAAUGUUCACCUCUGUGUUACAGAAACAAUGAUUUUCAUCUACAUCAGCAUCCCAAUUCUGGCAACAACAGCCCUGGCAAAAGGGUCAGUUGAAUGCAUUUUCUCAGAAUCUCCUGGAACCCAUUAUUGUUUUGGAGCCGUAGGUCAGUCGCUAAUUUUUCAUCUGUCACAUAAAAUUGAUACUACAAUGGGAGUUAUGAAGGAUAACAAAAACUGGGUUGUAAAAACUCACAAUAAUGGGGCUAUGAUUUUAAAUCAUGAAUAUGUAAAUCAACCAAAUGGCAUAAAUAAUGGAACACUGAAACUGGGUAAAGCCAUGAAGAAACACUCUGGAUAUUACCAGUUGGAAGAACAUGACUCUAAUGGAAAGUUACUGAAAAAAGCGAAUGUAUCUCUAAAAAUAUAUGCUCCAGUGUCAAAGCCAACACUGUCUCAGAUGUGUUUGUCACCAGAACAGAUGAAGAUCAGCUGCUUCUCUGAGGGAGAUGGAGUACAAUUAAUUUUGAGUUUGGAUGGUCAGAUACUUAUACAAAGCAAUGACCACAACCAGUCCCUAACCAUUUGGACAGCCGAGUUUCCAAAUGUUACCAUCAUCUUAGAUGGAAAGCUGACUGGAAACCUUAUGUGCCAAGUUUGGAAUAAUGUCAGCAGAGAUGAAACCGUUAUUCCCCUGGCAGCCUGCAGUGGUAGAAUAUUUAAACGUUCUGUUACAACCUUGACAGUACCUUUGGUAACCAAUGUCAUCAUGUUGUUUGUGGUUCUGAUUCUGGUUAUAGAACAUUUUUGUAAGAAAGCAAGACCGACAACUGUUAAUGAAGGUAACUUUGGCACUGAUGUUAUCUAGAGUGAUUGCAAAUAACAAAUGAAAUAAAACCAACUGAGGAAAAUCAGCUGGGAAAUGAUCCAGCUCUGACCCUGAAGUGGUUAAGUAGUUGUAUGGAUGGGUUUGCUUUUUUUUUCUAAAUUUUGUUUUGUUAUUGGUAAUUACUCUAAAAUUUAGCAAUUUAAACAACUAAAAUGGGUAACAAGGAUGAAUAAUGUUUAUUGUUGUGGACAUGUAUUACAAUAUUACCAUCAAUUUACAAUAUUCAUUUGCAACAAACACAAAUGUUAGCACGAUAGGAAAUAUCAAAUGAAAUAAACCCAACUCAGGAAAAUCAGCUGGGAGAGGAUCCAGCCCUGACCUUGAAGUGGUUAUGUAGUUAAGAUGUAUGGGUGGGUUUUUUCAAAUUGUUUUGUUAUUGGUAAUUACUCACAAAAUUUGCUGUGGACAUGGUCUGAAAGUGUUGUCAUACUGUGACAUUAGAGUUUUCAAGAAAAUCAGUGCUCGUGUAUUAAUCAAUACUAUCAAUGUACAAUAUUCAUUUGCAACAAACAGUGUAAUCUUUUGCCACCUCCACCGUUUGUCACCGUUGUAGAGAGACACACAGCUCCUCUCCUCACUAACAGCUGAAAUAGUUAAUGUUCAUAACAGUUAAUGUUCCUGUAAAGCUUCUGUUUCAACAACACUGAAGUAUUAAACAGUUAUCAUGAAUGUCAACCUGGCGGCAACAUUAACAUUAGCUAUUAGCAGUUAUCAGAUAUCCACAUGGGCCAAAUGUUAUGGACUGGAGGUCAUGGAAAGAAUAUUGAGCAAUGGCAGUGCAGAUUAUGCUAUGUCCAGAGCAGAUUAUGCUCUGCCACAGCAUGCUCAGCUGGUUCUAAUACAUGGAAAACUGGCUAGCUGCUGGUUGCUGGCUGUGCAGAGUAGCACUGUAGCCGAUCUGAGCAGACAGUCCAGACUGUGCCGAACUAUUCCAAGCAAAUAAAUGGUAAGCUCUGGAGCAGUGCAGUGGCAUUUCUUAUCUUGUUUUGGACAGCUGUGUGGUCCAUUUCAAAAUGCAUACAGUAAUGGAUUGGAUUUAUAUAGCGCUUUUCAAGGCACCCAAAGCGCUUUACAAUACCACUAUUCAUUCACUCUCACAUUCACACACUGG